CCAAAACACAUCUUUUGCGCCCACUUUAGCUGAAGUCAGCCUAUCAUGAGACGAGCAAAUUCUUCCAUUUUAAAGCAAGUAGCAUAUCAACUAAAUUGAAUUUGUUGCUCCUUUAAUUUCAUGCGCCACAAAUACUUUUAUCACAAUUAACAAUUGAACUCUUAGAGACAAUUUGCCUCAGGAAUCUUUUUACCCGACGUUCUCUGAACGAAGUCUCCGCUCGCUUUAUCAAAUAUGAAUGACCUUGCGCAAUUUCAUCUCUGCGAUGAUCAUUUAGUGCUCUUCACGCUGCCUCUCGAGUGAUAAGAUAGGAACAUUUUCCCACACUAUCUAAAAGCAAAACAAAUCAUUAUUCAACAGCAGUGCAGUGCAGCAAGGCUUCACUUUCAGCGUUUCCUUCUCAUUCGGCAACAUUAGAGAAGGAAGAUGACUGUCAGUCUCCCGAAAUGUCUGCAGCCACUCUACGAGGGCAUCAACACACAAACUUAUCCUGAAAAAGACUUCCCCAAGCCUCCACCUUGGCUCGACCCGUUGCUCUUGACCCGAGGCCAAAACUUUGCCAAAGAACACUUCUACGCCCUUGCAUAUUGCGACAUCCUGUCCCUGAUUUUCCUGUUCUCCUUCAAAGACAGUCUCGACCCUCUGAUUUUCACUGGGAAUUCUUCUUGCGUCUUUUCUGCCUUCAACCGAUACGUUUCAACUGCAAGCAGAGUCGUCUCGUGGUACGAGAGCGACAUUUUCGAUCCAACUUCCAAAGCUGGAAAAAACUUGGCCUCGGUAAGACAAAUGCAUCGGCACGUAAUCGACAGGCUGAAAAACGCGCAGGCGAAAGAGUUUGCUGAACGGACAAAAAUUGAAAGACCGAUGGCCAGAAUCGCUCCUUUUCUGAAAAAAGAUUUGGAUCAAAUGAAAGGAUUGGACAAACAAGCGCACAGUGUCGGCACUUUGCCCCUUAACCAGUGGCACUCUGGAAUCACCCAAUUUGCGUUUAUUGGAAUGGCUGUAAUGUAUCCAGAGAAAUUGGGCAUUGGAUCACACACUGAGGCCGAUUUGGAGGCUCUGGUUCACUUGUGGGCCGUGCUGGGGUACAUGAUUGGCAUCGAGGACAAGUACAACUGGUGCAUUGACGGUCUGCAAAAAUUUCGAGAAAGGGGUCUCGCCUUGAGAAGAAGUUGUAUUUUGCCGAAUUUGCGAAAUGGCGACGCAAGCUGGGAGCACAUGUCGAGGUGCAUGGGACGGGGCACAGGACUGUACAUGCCAUCAGUAACUUUCGAAAGUCUCCUGUUGUACUUGAUGUUUGUAUUAAAUGCACCGAUGAAUAAUUUGUGGGCAGUAAUCUCAUGGCGUCACAAAAUUUUGUACUGCAUUUCAAAGAUCAUGCUUACGAUAGUAAUUUAUUUGCCAGGAGCAAAAGAAUUUUUCAAUCACUUGACUCGAAUGGGGCUCAAAGUUGCUCAAAAUGCAAACCCUGAUUGGUUGCAAAGGGCUAAAGAAAAGGCAAUGAUUUACGAAGAAAAUUUUAAACGUGUUAAGCAUGAUUGAGAAUGUAAGGCUUUAGUCACUUAAGUAAGGGAGUUACGAGAGCAAUAUUUGCAUGUGAUACGAAUUAUACUCAAAAAUAAGGUAGUCACAAAAUUUUACGAGGAGAAAUUAAAGUAGUAUAAUAAAAACUAAUAAAAAACUUAAAUUAAGCUUCUUCU
Molecule: messenger RNA, 1700 nt
Organism: Neocloeon triangulifer
Lineage: Eukaryota; Metazoa; Arthropoda; Insecta; Ephemeroptera; Baetidae
Exons: 3
Coding region: 427-1542 (371 amino acids)
Molecular function (GO): oxidoreductase activity
Source: RefSeq, a predicted model, not a curated record